AUGGAUGAACAGAGAAGUGCGUUCCAAAGGAGACGAGCCUUCUACGAGCGUUCACUUAUUCAAUCAAAGGAGCCCCCCGUGAGCCAGGCGUUUGAGGCUUGGCCACAGCACACCCGUGCACAUAGCGCACAGGGUGCCGUAGGCCAGUCUUCUCAGACACAGGCCGGGGAGGCCCCCUCAUUUUUCACAGGGGGGAGGCCAGGUGGCGCUUCUACUCAGCAGCCUUCGGCCUCUCCAGAAGAUAGGGCUAAGUCCCUCUGGGCAAAUCAAUUUGGAUUUUCAGGAUGGAACGAUGGCCUGUUCCCACCACAGGGUCCCCACCAAGUUACCCCACCAGGACCCCAGUUCCAAUUUGGUCCUCGUGCCCAGGUAGCUUCCCUACCAGGACCCCAGUUCCAAUUUGGUCCUCGUGCCCAGGUAGCUUCCCCACCAGGACCCCAGUUCCAAUUUGGUCCUCAUGCCCAGGUAGAUUUGCAUGGUCAGGCUCCCAGAGCUCAGGGUGGCCGACCAGCAAUGUUCAAUCAAACUACCCAGACACCUCCACAUAGCUAUCCACAGGCCGUUCCACACUUUACACAAGCACAGUAUGAGGAAAUGUAUGGCGUGAUGUUUAGGAUGAUGCAAAUGAUGCCAUUUGGAGGAAUUGGACAACCAGCUCCUCCAUACGGCAACCCUGUUGCCGCCUAUGGUGGAUAUUGCCCACCAUGGGUUGGAGGCAGAUAUCCGCCACAAUAUCCUAACACUGUGGCCCCGCAAACCUCUCCCCAAGGACCAUGUGACUUGCAAUAUGGGGGUAGCAACCCUGUGUAUCAAGGCACUGGACCCCAAGGAGAUGGACAAGGAGACCCAGUAUACAAUGAACACAGAAACACCACAAGGCCAUCAGUAAGUCCUGGAUACUUGGGGCUGCCAACAAGAAAUCAACCGCCCCGCGUCACCAGACUUCGGCCUCAAGACCUGUGGUGCUGUGUAUGA
Messenger RNA from Lytechinus pictus (painted urchin), 975 nucleotides. RefSeq names its product trithorax group protein osa-like. The coding region runs from base 1 to 975 and encodes 324 amino acids. The record is from RefSeq and is a predicted model, not a curated record. NCBI's taxonomy places the organism in Eukaryota, Metazoa, Echinodermata, Echinoidea, Temnopleuroida, Toxopneustidae. The transcript has 2 exons.